Messenger RNA from Aspergillus wentii DTO 134E9, 1056 nucleotides. RefSeq lists its product as uncharacterized. The coding region runs from base 293 to 631 and encodes 112 amino acids. Lineage: Eukaryota; Fungi; Ascomycota; Eurotiomycetes; Eurotiales; Aspergillaceae. The record is from RefSeq and is a predicted model, not a curated record. The transcript has 3 exons.
AGGGGGGGAGAAAAGAAAUUGAAGGGUCUGGUGAUCUCCAGAUCUACAGAGCGUCCAGACUUGCCUGGUCUCUCGAAAUAAUACAGCAAUGACCCUUUCAUUAUGUCUAGACUUGACAGGAUGGCUUUAAUUGUUGGAACGAGAUGGUGUACAUCGCCACUUGGAUGCAUCUAUUUAAGAGUCUGAAAUGUCCGGGGUUAAUCGUGGUUUCAUCUUCAGAUCAAAUCUCACAAUUUGCAGAAACCCACAAGACCGUUUUUCCCCAAAAGCCUUUUCUUUUCAUUCAAGCACUAUGAAGUCACCCCUCUACAUCCUCACUGCCUUGUUGCCCAUCGCGGCUAUCGCUUUGCCAAAUCCCGACACUGGCGGUGAUGGCGGCGAUGAGCUCGAUGCUCCUCUUGAAGAGAGAGGCUUUGAGGAGAGAGAUCUUGAGGAAAGAGACAGAUGCCGUUUCAGAAAAUCAGGCUCCUAUUGGAAAUACCCUUGUUUCUCAAGUGAACGCAUUGGUUCCUUUAGAAGUGGUGAUCGUGUAGACUUCUUCUGCAAGUAUAAGGAUUGGUACAGGACCAGCAGAGGAUGGGUGACCAGGGAUUCCAAGCCAAACAAUUGCAGAGAAAACGACAGAUGUUGAAGUGGAUGAGUGCGAACCUCGCAAAGGCUGAGCUCAGGUUGUGGUCUAUUCUCCUUUCGUCCUUUCCUAUUAUCAACUCAAGUUAAUCUUCUCUGUUUGCUGGAAAGAAAAAAUAAUAAUUAUUAACUCUCUCACAAGGAGAGACAACCCUUCUCAUUCCUUUACAAUUGCUUGUUUUUCUUUUUAGCUUAUUACUACUAUGUAUGCGAGUGCUUGAACAGAAAAUCCCAAAAAAACUGGCUAGGUUUAGUCACCAUAUUUUGUAUUUUCUUAUAUAAUUAUUGUCAAUAAAAAAGAAUUUAGGCGUAGCACUGUUGGGUGGUCUGAAGGAAUUUCUUUGAAGAUAGAAAUAAGAGCCUUGAAAAAAAUGAUAAGUAAAAAUACUGAACUGAAGAAAUAUUUGUAGUAAAGUACCUAUAAAUUCC